ACGACACGCGUGGCACUAGAUCGAGAGACAACGCCAUCUUAUUCCCUCACAGUCGAGGCCAGCGAUGGUGCUCAGACUUCAUCGACCACUGUCAUGGUGACAGUGACCGAUGUCAACGACAAUCCGCCACGUUUCACCCAGAGCGUCUACUCCUUUGAUAUUCGAGAAGAUGCCUUGGUGAGUUCCACCGUGGCUCGGAUAACAGCCACAGAUGCUGACAUGGGACUGAAUGGAGAAAUAGCUUACUACCUGCAAGCUGACAACUGGGGAAGUUCCGUCUUUGCUCUGGAUAGACGCCUGGGUGUAUUCACGUUGCAGCAGCCUCUGGACUUUGAGACGACUCAGAUAUACACCUUAACUGUGUUCGCUGAAGAUGCCGGCGUCUUUGCCAACCUCUCAUCCAGUGCCGUGGUCUACAUGAAUGUAAAGGACACCAAUGACAACGCUCCAGUCUUCGACCCCUCUACCUACAGUGUGGAGGUGUUUGAGAAUGUCACAGUUGGCACCAGUAUAGUCACUGUCAGUGCCUCAGACACAGACACAGGAACAAAUGGUGAAAUUGUCUACUCCAUUGUCUCGGGAGACCCCAUUGGACAGUUCAGGAUCGACCCCAAAAAUGGAACCAUCUAUUCUAGCUUGCCAUUGGACAGGGAGACUAUGCCUUUCUACACCCUAACUGUUGAGGCUUCUGAUAUGGCAGAAUAUCCCAAUAAUAGACUUCAAGGGACAACACAAGUGAGUGUCAUCCUCAAAGACGUCAACGACAAUGCUCCUGUAUUCACUACUCGCAAUGAGACCUGGGUAUCAGAGAACAUGCCAGUGGGCACCACCAUCAUGAAAGUCACCGCCCUGGAUCCUGACGCAGAACGCAACAGCUAUGUCGCCUACCAUCUCACCAGUAACAUGUUCUCCCUGGGUCCUGGUGAUGGUUUGUUGAAGGUCAGUGGGAACCUGGACAGAGAAACUAAGGAUACUUAUAUACUGGACAUCACAGCUACGGACAAAGGUCAGCCCCCGCGGUCAUCACACCAGACCAUCACCGUGCACAUCCGUGACAAGAACGAUAACAAUCCUGUGUUUGAUCCACAAGAGUAUCAAGCAACUGUUUCCGAGAAUGCCGCCAUUGGUACUCUGUUGAAGCAAGUCAGUGCGACUGAUCGUGAUGCUGGGCUGAAUGGAGAAACGAGAUACUUCAUCUUUAGUGGAGAUAGUAAUGGCGACUUUAAGAUGGACUCUCAUACUGGGGAACUUAGCGUUCAGAAGAAACUCAACUAUGAACGUGUCAGGUCGUACACUCUUCAGAUCAGGGCAGAAGAUGGCGGAAUAGAGCCACGCUAUGACACGGCAACUGUCACCAUCGAGGUCACAGAUGUUAACGACAACACCCCAACAUUCCGCGACUCCCCAUACAUAGCAUACGUUCAGGAAGGUGUUCCCGCCUCAGAUCUUCCCGUCUUUGUCUGCAAGGUUGAAGCCUACGAUGCAGAUUCCCCACCAAACAACCAGGUUACCUACAGGUUACUUCAAGGGGUGGGAGAUAUCUUCAGGCUGGACACUCAGACUGGACUGGUCACUGCCACCAGGACAUUGGACAGAGAGACCAGGGACCAGUAUGAGCUGGUUAUUACAGCUUAUGACUCAGGCUCUCCUCAGCUGACAGGCACUGGCAAGAUCACAGUAAUUGUUCAGGACGUGAACGACCACACGCCCACCUUUGUGCGCACACACUAUGCAGUGAGCAUACGGGAGAAUCUACCUCCUAACACACCAGUAGAACAGGUGUAUGCUGUGGAUUACGACAUUGGGAAUAAUGCUGCUAUAACGUAUCGCAUACAAAGCUUUCCUGGAAAUCCUUUCACCAUCCAUCCCGUAUCUGGGCAAAUUGUUACCAUGGAAACACUGGACAGAGAAGAGCAGGAGGCAUACACCUUGGUUGUCGUGGCAACAGAUGGUGGUAUUGUUCCCAGGUCCAGCACUGCCACGGUGUCGGUGCAGGUGACAGACGUGAACGACAAUGCCCCACAGUUUGAGAAAGACCUGUUCAGUUACUACAUACGGGACCCAACCACAUCAGCUGACUUCGUCGCUGGCGUGACGGCCAUUGACAAAGAUGUUGGAUCCAAUGGGCAGAUAGUUUACUCUUUGUCAGAUGACCCAGAUACUCUCUACUUCAACAUAAAUCCACAGACUGGCGUGUUGACCACCAAAGACGGAUUAAUGGCAUCUUCAUUUCCACGAGGAUUAAGAUUUAGUGUAAUUGCUUCUGACCAGGGUCAACCACCAAGGAUGGAUAUUGCCGAAGUGCAGCUAACAUUCCAGUCAGCACCGCUCUCUCAAUAUCCAACAUUCAGCAGCUCAGCGCGCCAGUUCAGCCAAUCAGAAAACACCCCAGUAGGCAACACGAUAACAACUGUCUCUGCCACCGCUCCAUCGGGACAAGGUAUCACUUACCACAUCGCAGCUGGGAAUAUCAGGAAGACUUUUGCUGUAGGCCAAACUCUGGGUAACGUCACUCUGAUGAGACCUCUAGAUUACGAAGCAGUGACUGGGUAUUCGCUAUGGAUUGAAGCUCGGGAUGGCUCCCAACCACCCUUAUCUUCAUACAUCAAGCUCAGUAUAACGGUGACUGAUGUCAAUGAUAACAGCCCUGUCUUCGAGAGAUUUGUGUACAAUGUCAGUAUUCUCGAGUCCAAUCCACAGGGAGGAGAAGUUGUGCUGGAUUCACUCUCGGCCACGGAUGCUGAUUCGGGACCCAAUGGUCAGGUCACCUACUCCAUAGUGUCUGGCAAUGUCGGCAACAUAUUUAGUAUUAAUCCUACUAAUGGACGUCUUUCCACUGUGGACAGUCUGGAUCGUGAGCAGGUGGAUCAUUAUGUGCUGGUCAUCCAGGCCGCUGAUCAGGGUACACCACCAAGAACAGCUCAGACCACUGUGGAUGUCACAGUAGCUGACAAGAACGACAAUCCACCUCAGUUCACCAAGAUCUUCAGAGGAACCAUUCAAGAGAAUGCAAAUGUGGGUGCCUUCGUGAUGAGAAUAACAUCCUCCGACCUUGACAUUGGAGCCAACGCCAUCGCUCGUUAUUCUCUAAUAGUAAACCCUGACAACAAAUUCGCCAUAGAUGAAACAAGUGGGAAUGUGACAGUGGCUGGAUCUCUUGAUCGUGAGACUAAAGACCAAUAUACAUUGACUGUACAGGCAUUGGACGGCUCAUGGAGGAUAACAACCAGGGUCUCCAUCACCAUAGAAGACCAGAAUGACAAUGCUCCGCAGUUUUCAAAUACGCCCUACUCAUUUAAUUUCAAGGAGUUGCAGAGACAGGGCAGCCCUGUUGGGACUGUGACUGCAACGGAUCGUGAUGAAACCGGACCCAACUCCAUGGUGCAGUACUCCUUGAAACAGAUCUCUGAAUUCUUUGACAUCAACGCAGACAGUGGUUCCAUCUUCUCCAAGCAACCAUUGACCUUUGAUCCUGCCUCCCUUGCCUCCAAUCGACACCAGCUGAUUGUGGUGGCGAGUGAUCAAGGUGUGCCAAGAAGAUCCACAGAGGUGGUGGUCACUGUUAACAUAGAGGAUGCUAACAACAAUGCUCCUGUGUUCAAUAAGACCAGUUAUUUCACCCCAGUGCCAGAUAAUACCUCAAUGGGGACCAGGGUGGUCAGGACAGAGGCAGUUGACAGCCUGGACUAUGGUGUUAAUGCAGAGGUUGGGUACCAGUCACUUCCUGGCUACAAUGGGACAAGUUUCUUCACUGUGGAUGCCACCACAGGGUGGAUCAGUGUGGCCCAGUCUCUCACUGGUCAGCGAAAUAGGGACUUUGUAGUGGUCAUCAGGGCUACGGACAAAGGCACUCCACCCCAGAGUGCAGAUGUCACAGUCCACUUUAGUGUCACCGACGUCAACAGGAACACGCCACGAUUCAACAGCACCACGUUUCGGGCCACCAUACCUGAGAAUCGCCGUGUGGGUAAUGUUGUGGCAUCAUUGUCUGCCCAAGAUGAUGACCAGGGGAUUAACGGGCAGGUGGAGUACCAUAUCACUGGUGGUGAUCCUCAAGGGUGGUUUGCCAUUGGGGAGACGUCGGGGAUGGUGACAAUAGCCAAACCUCUGGACUAUGAUACCACUUCUGUCACAAACCUGACCAUCACAGCUAAAGACAAAGGUCUGAUUUCCAAGCAGUCCAGUGCGGCCUUCAUAAUACAGCUCACUGACAUCAAUGAUAACCCACCCGUCUUCAACCAGUCGACCUACGAUACCUACAUCUUGGAAAAUUCACCGCGUGGUUCCACAGUCUUCGUAGCCCACGCCACUGAUGCAGACUCCAAUGCCUAUGCAGAUGUGGAGUACCGUCUUGAAGGAGGGGCAGGCUUCACCAUUAAUGCAGAGACUGGGGUCAUCAGAACUCAAACUGACUUGGACUACGAGACGAAGAAACUAUAUACUAUGGUUGUCAGGGCAACAAAUCCAGGAACCAGCCUUGAAUCGACAGCCGUGCUCAAUGUUCAUGUCACUGGAGCAAAUGAGGACUACCCCAAGUUUACUCGCAGACGUUAUGAGUUUAUUGUCAGCGAGUCUGCCCGCCCAGGGCAACAAGUUGGUGCCGUGACAGCUUUGGAUAGCGACCAGGGCACAGAAGGGGUGGUAUAUUAUUUCUUGGUGGGCAGCAGCAACAGGAAAGGUUUCAAGAUCGACAGUCUGCGAGGGACUAUUAUCGUUGAGACCCCUUUAGAUCGAGAAGUGAUGUCAUCAGUAACCCUAACAGUCAUGGCCAAGAACCCAGGCAGCGUGCGUGGUAACGACACAGACACAUGCACGGUGUACAUCAGCUUGGAAGAUGCCAAUGACCCACCCUUGUUCACAGAGACUGAAUACACUGGGAAUGUGCGUGAAGACGCGGGAGCGGGACAGAACGUAGUACGUGUGUUAGCCAGCGACAACGACCUCCAGACAUCAGAUCGCCAGUUUAGCUAUUCCAUUGAAAGUGGCAACGAUGGCGGAGCAUUCAGUGUUGAGCCCGUCUCUGGCUGGGUGAGGACUACUGGAGCCAGACUUGACAGGGAGACUCUGCCUGUGUAUAACAUCACUGUUGUGGCCAUUGACACGGGUUCUCCACCACAGACAGGCUCUACCAAUGUCAUCAUAAGCUUGGAUGAUGUCAAUGACAACGGCCCCAUCUUCCAGCCACAGAACCUCACAGCUUAUGUCACAGAAGAACAGGAUCCCCAGCAAGCACCAGUGGUGAUCCAGCUGGAUUCACACACCACAGAUCCAGAUCUGCCUCCCAAUCAAGGCCCCUACACGUACUCCCUUGUACCCAAUCAAUAUAGCUCUUAUUUCCAACUGCAGAGCAGCAAUGGGGCACUCAGGACAACGACAAGGCUAGACCGCGAGCAGAUCAGUAACCUUGACCUGCUUAUCAAGGUCACAGAUGGGGGCUCACCCCAGCAGACGUCCACUUUAACUUUGCAUGUCCUGGUGAAUGAUUUGAAUGACAACCCUCCAACUCCACGUCCUCUGACCGUUUCUGUGUUUGCCUAUCAAGGAAACUUCCCAGGAGGCCUUGUGGCAGAUGUGACCCCAACUGACCCCGAUAUUUCUGGAAGCUACACCUGCUCAAUCCUGCAGGGAGACAGGUCAAUGUUUAGCUUCUCUGGUUCCAGCUGCCAGCUUCAAGCAAACCAGGUCCAAAGCCCCAAGGAUUUCACUUUGAACAUAAGCUCAAGUGAUGGCCGUUCCAGUGGAGUGACUUCAGCCACUUUGGUCAAAUUCAGGACAGUGGACAACACAACCCUAGAGAACACACUGGUGGUCAGACUGCAGGGCUUAACCCAAGAGACAUUCCUGCGAACGUUUAGAACCAGAUUUGAGAGCACCCUGGCCCAGUAUUUGACCAGUGGGGAUUCUAUAGUCCUACACAACUUGCUACAGAGAGGGCCUAACCUUGACUUGUUCCUGGCUAUUCAGCAGAGCUCUGGGCAGUACAGAACAGCAGCAACCCUGGAAAGCACUCUCCAGUCCAACAGGAACAGUAUUCAACAGGGGAGUGGUGUUAUCAUUGCCACAAUCAAUGUGAGUCCCUGUCAGAGUAACCCAUGCCAAAACAAUGGUGUUUGUUCUGAUGACCCUGUUGUCUUUUCCACCUAUGAUCAAAUGGCCAGUCUGUCCUUCAUCCUUACUGCCCCAGCUGUGCAGCAUACACACCACUGCCAGUGUCCAGCUGGUUUUACUGGAACCAAUUGUGAACUGGACAUUGGUCAGAGCUGUGGGAAUAAUGUCUGUUUACAUGGAGGCACCUGUCUGGACAUUGCCGGUACACCAACAUGCACGUGUGUCGCAGGAUACACAGGCCCAACUUGCGGUGAUGACGUGAACGAGUGCCUGUCUAACCCAUGCCCGGGAAGUGAGUGCAGGAACACUGUGGGGUCCUUCAGAUGUGAGUUAACAGGGAGAGGUUUCCACAGCCUCUCCUACAUGGAAUUCCAGUCACCACUGCAGAGAGAUCAGAAUAACAUUGUACUAGAGUUUGCCACACUACAGCAAAAUGCCCUGCUGCUGUACAACCCAGGUUCCACUGACUUCCUGGCUCUAGAGAUUGUGGCUGGCAGAGUUGUGUUCUCGUUCAACCUUGGUGAGACGGACAGUACGAAGUUGAUGGUGGGUCAGUAUGUGUCCAAUGGGAAAUGGUUCAAGGUCACAGUCAGCAGAAUUCAAGAGGCGGGUACUUUGAAAGUGCAACUGUGUGACCCAGUUUGCAGACAGUGUAAUAUUGGGGACAGCAAUUGUUAUGCCACAGGGUCCCAUGAUGGCUUCCAGACUCUUGACGUGGCCUCUGGUAACCUCAGCCUGGGAGGUGUUAGGGACUUUGACCUUCUCCUUCAGCGAAGAGAAGUGCAGACUUAUGACUUCGUGGGAUGCCUGCGCAUUGCAGUCGCGGAUGGUUACAAUCUUCUUACAGGGAAGGAGAAACUGCGAGCAAGCGUUGGUGUGACAAAUACAUGCCCACGUGAAAACAUUGGCACAUGCACAUCCAAUGUAUGUGAGAAUGGGGGAACAUGUAAAGAUGAAUGGUUUGGAAUGUCUUGCACCUGCAGGUCUGGGUUUAUGGGAGAUAGAUGUGAAUUGGAGUUGAAGUCAUUCACAUUUGGACCUAAUGCCAAAGUGGAAUUCAUCCCCAAGGAAAGCUACAGGAGGCAGUCCUUGCUCAGUGCUGCCACCAAAAGAAGAAAGAGGGCUGUUGGAACAGGUUCACACAGCAUGUCAGUCACAUUUGGCACCUCCGCUGAUGGGCCUCUGUUUCAAUCCACAAGUCCCAGUGGAUACACUCUCCUUGGAGUGGAGGAAGGAAAGCUCGUGUAUCAGUUCCAGGAGGGAGGAACAAAUGAGAAAGUCACUGUAUCUGACAAGAAGAUGGAUAAUAAUGUGUGGCACAACAUCUCUCUUUCAGUACAAGGAAACAAAGUCCAGUUGAAGUUAAAUGACGAGUCACCAGUAGACAGAGAAUUCCCUGCUGUUCAUGAUUUCCUGGGACUUGAUGUUACUGCUUUAAAACUAGGUGGAAAAUUCCCAGACAAAAGUGAGCCUGGUUUUGCUGGCUGUUUGUCCGACUUUCUCCUCAAUGGGGAAGCACAACCAUUCCAGGGAGCCACAGAGAGAUUUGAUGUCCAAGUAUCAGGCAAUACCAGCAAUGGCUGCUCAACAGGAGUUAUUGGCUGCAAUGCCUGUGUCAGUGGUGGCGAUUGCUCAGAGCAAUGUGGCGCUGUCAAAGCAACACCAGAACCUUCACCAAUCAGUAUAGGAGUUGUCAUUGUCAUUGUGUUCUUGGCAGUGUUAAUCCUUGGUCUACUGAUCACCUUCAUAGUUUUCCGAGCAAGACGCACGAUGCAGCAAAAGAAGCAACACUCUGCCGAGCAGACUAAACAAAAUGGGGACAGCGUAUUCAUAGUUAACAAAGCGGCAAAUGACAGCAACAGGACGCAGGAUUCUGGCUACACGGAAACAGGAGAAGUCCCAGAGGAAACAAUAAUCCGUAACCACAUAGCAGAGGAGUUGGCUACAAAGUCUUUCCAGGAAAGAGAAAUCUCAGAUCAUAUCGGUGGACUGCAGCCACCAGACAUUCUUGGGAGGCAGACUUCCACAGUGCCUUCUCAAAACCAUCAAGAUGAUGAUACUGUGAUCAUAGAAAAUGGAGAUGCAUUUGGAAUACCGGAGGAGGCUCUUCCUGAACAUUAUGACAUUGAAAAUGCCAGUAGUAUAGCUCCUUCUGACAUUGAUGUUAUCACACAUUAUAGGAGAUACAGGGACGGAAAACGUCCCCACCAUCAGAGAAAUAAUCAUCAUGUACCCACAUAUCAUAAACACAGUCAUAGACAUAGUCCCAAUCAUAUACUUAAUAGGACUGCUAGGGACAGUCCCAUGAAUCAGAUAAACAUGAGCUUGCCAAGGCAGAGUCCCAGUGUGAUGAUGCACCAGCAGCAGCAGCAGCAGGCACGGGAUAGUCCUAAUGCAAUGAAAAUGCAGAGCACCCCCAUGCCGCGCCAGAGUCCGCUCACUGUCAACAAUCCAUUAUUACGCCAAAGUCCUAUCAACCCCAUGGUGGCUCGUCACAGCCCCAUGAACCAGUUAUCUAGAACUAGUCCAAUCAGAGACAUGCGUGUCAGCCCACUGGGCAUGCAACUGGGCAAUCGAGUGGCCAGCCCCAUACAGGAAGUCAGGGUGGACUCUGACCAGAGCAGUGGACACGGGGAGGUGGUCAGGAGUCCAGCCAACAUCCCCCCUCGUCCACACAGUCGUAUGCAGCAACCUGGUGGGGUGGCCAGUCGACCCCCCAUGGGACUGACAGUGGAGGAGAUAGAGAGACUCAAUGCAAGACAGCAUGUCAGUCCUACCAGUACUAUAGACGCUGUGUCCUCUACAACAGAGGGCAGAGGGCGACCUAAUAAUAUAAACACACUAGAGCAUAGUGGACUGCUGGAACCCCCAGAGUCCACCUCUGAUGACAGUAGUAAUGAUUCUUUUACUUGUUCAGAGUUUGAGUAUGAGAAUGAGAGAAACAGGCCGGAGUUUGACCAGUUUCCAAAACUCAGCGAAGCUGAGAAUGAAAAUGAGGAUAGCCCACAAGAUUCAAAUGGAAGGACGUUCACGUAUGAUGGGUCGGACUCAGUUAGAGGAUCACUGAGUACGUUACUGGUUUCAGAGGACGAGACUUUACCACGCCCCACAAAAAGCCCCACUGGUCUAUUUAAUUGGGAUUAUUUGUUAAACUGGGGCCCAAGCUUUGAAAAGUUAGUGGGUGUGUUUCAGGACAUUGCGGCCUUGCCGGACAGUGAGGGUAGAUCUGAAGUGAAACUGGUGCCUUUAGAUGUUAAGAAGGACAUGGAAGAAUAUGUAUGAACCACAAAUUGCUGUAUAUCAUGUUAUCAUCAUCAUGUCCUUUGUGUCAGCCUUUUUAUAAUUGGUUCAAAAACAAUGUGUAAGUCAUUUCUAUUCAUCUGUAAUGAAACACUGUAUUAAAUCAUCCUAAGCAAUGCUCAUAUCAAGACCUUAUCCCAAAGGUUGUGGAAUGUUAUAUUUUAUUUAACCAAAUAUAUAAAUUUAAAGGUCAUUUUACAGAGUUUACUUGCACAUUAUCAUUGCCUUGUAUGUGGAAUUUCUAUGAUAGUUUCUUCAAGUCAUAAACAUAUAUUUACAUUUACACAUUUUCAAGGUGGUUCCUAGAUUUUUACCAUCUGGAUACUUGUGUUGUGCCUGUAUAUUGUUUUUCUGGAGGUAUUAUUUUUAUUAUCCUAUUUAAGAGAUGCUCUUAAAUGAAUAAGAGAUAGAUGGUUUGUAAGCUUUAUACAAAUUGUAUAUUCACCCUGGCCUUAUUCUUUCUUGCACUUAAACAGUGCUGAUAACCUGUUAUGUGUUGAUGCCUUAAGUUUAUUGUUAUUAAUUACAUUCAGCCAUAUAUAGAGUUGAAUUUACUUUUAAAGAUUAGUUUAGUCUAACCCAAAAACUGUCUGCAUCGUUGCUGUAGGCAGUUGCUGGGAAAACAAGUCCAGCUGUACAGUUGGAUACUUCUGCUUGUGUGUUUAAUAUUGUAUAUUUUUAAUGGAUGUUAUUUUAUGUAAAUAUAAUGUCCUAAAGUGGAAAAUAAUGACUUUAUUUUUACCACGUAUACAAUUGAUAAGUUUUUUACGUGUUGUGAAAGUAAAUAUUUUAUGUAAACCCCAACUUGUAAAACAAACAAACAAAAAAUAAAAAGAUAAAUACAGAAGAUCAGUUGAGAAAUUUAAAAAAUUCUGUUAAAUGUGAAAUCACAGAAACAAAGAUAUUUUGAUGUGAGUUCAAUGUUGUGACCUUAUGAUCUCUUCUUUUAAUUAUCCUUCUUAAGGUUGGCAUUAUUGUUUAUCUUUUAACAUUCCUUUUGUAACUAUAGCAAAAAUAAAAAAAGCGUCCAUCACGUUCUUUGUAAUUACCAUCUUAACCAUAUUUUACAUGUGAGCAGCAUUUUAAACCAUGUUAGCACAGACAGAUGCCUUUGGAACAAGUAAUAUAUCAUAGACCCUCCACUGUAUUGACAAUUAUUAUACUUAAAGUGUUCUUUUUCAUGGACUUUUUUCUUUUUGAAGGAAUGAUUAGAUGAAGUCCAGCAAAUAGUGACGAUGAGAUCAUGAUCAUAUUAAUUAGAUAAGACACAUGGUUGUAUCGUUAUAUUUUAUUUAGCUAAAAUACACAUAUAAAGGUUUUAAUAACUCAUUUACAUGCAAUGUAAAUAUUGUACUUACCAUUGACAAUAAUCAUGUUUUACAGAGAUGUCUGUAGAAAUACCACAGGUCUAUGCAGCAGAGGUGAAAUCUUUGCACAAAUAAACAAAAUUUAUAAGUAAA
Messenger RNA from Lingula anatina, 10868 nucleotides. Its product is annotated as cadherin-related tumor suppressor-like. The record is from RefSeq and is a predicted model, not a curated record. Gene Ontology annotation, cellular component: plasma membrane; cell-cell junction. Gene Ontology annotation, molecular function: calcium ion binding. Gene Ontology annotation, biological process: homophilic cell-cell adhesion. NCBI's taxonomy places the organism in Eukaryota, Metazoa, Brachiopoda, Lingulata, Lingulida, Lingulidae.